UAAAAGAACACCGCUAAAAGGGGGUUUCCUUCAAUUAUUUGACAAAUCCAAACAAUCGCUUUCCAAAGACGAGUUUUCGUUUGCAGGGGUGACUUAAUGCCUUCGUGUGCAAUGCCAGUUACUAUGGCUACCAGUGUAAAAUCGAUAGGCAACUCUUCUACCAAUACCUGUAACGAACGUCACGAAAAAUCACCCGAUACCUCUAAAUGGAGAAUAUUUGCCUCCAAUACUACUCUUCAUGGACUGCGACACAUCGUUAGAAACGAAUCGUCUUUUUUCAAAAGGUUUAUUUGGUUUUUGUUUUUGUGCACUGCCGCUGGGACAUAUUGUUAUCUUUCGACCAUCAGUGUCACGAAAUACUUCUCCCGACCCCUCAAAACUGUAAUUUCGCAAGAAACCCCAAACAACGGCUUGAAGUUCCCAGCUGUGACAAUCUGCAAUUUAAAUAUUUUCAUGAAAUCGAAGAUAGAUACAGCGGAUGAGGAUGAAAACUUUGUAAAACUGGGAUUAAAUAUAACUGGGUGCAGUGAUAAUGAAUUUCGAAGUGCGCGCGGAAAUCUCACUUGUGGGCAAGCGUUGCUGUGUGCCUACGAAUGGUAUGGGUCUGCUAUUGUGAGAGGCUGCAACAAAUCCGUUCGCCAGAAUAUCGUCAAUGCUUUAAACCGCUCCUCAGAACGUAUUUAUAACGAAGAGGAGUUCCUCGCCAGAUAUGGCCAUAAUAUAACCGGUAUGUUUUUACUUUAUUGUCGUUUUAUGAAAACAACCGAAUGUUCAGACGAGGAUUUUAUUCCAAGGCUUACCGAAAGUGGAAUUUGUUAUACAUUCAAUUCUGGACAGAAAAGCCCCGCUCUCAGAGCAAUAUUUGAAGGUCCCGAUUUCGGGCUAAAUAUCCUCCUCGAUGUUCAAACAAAUGAGAGUACCGUGGCUGAUUUUUCACACGGACUUAAAGUGAUUGUACACGAUCAAGAUACGUUUGUAAACCGUCACAUUGGAUUUAACAUUCCCCCCGGAUUCCAUGCUACGGUGGCUGUCAAACUGAGAAAGCAUAUCAGAUUGCCAAAACCAUACAAGACAAACUGUCAGCAGGCAAACUUGCCUGGGAUUGGUACCUACACAAAGGAUGGCUGCAUAACGCAAUGCUUGGCAAACGCAACGUUAGCUAGAUGUGGGUGUCGCAUUAUUGGGUUACAAGAUCAGAGCGAUGCACCUUUGUGUUCCAUGCAAGAUGCUAAUUGUGUUUACCAAUCUGAAAUUGACGUAGGAGAAGUCAACUUGUCGGCGUGCUCCUGCAGCAACGCAUGUACAGAACUGGAAUACGAGACACGUGUUUCCUAUUCCAAAUUUCCUGAUAACUCGAUAAUUGAUAUCUUGCAUCAUACCUUUGGGAAAAAAGAGAGUUCCAGUUACAUGAGAGAUAACUACGUCUUUCUUCAAGUCGGUUUCCAGCAUUUGGCCUAUGAAAAGCGAGAGGAUGUUCCUAGUUAUAAAUUGGAGAGUCUUUUAGGUGAGUUUGGUGGCAACAUGGGAUUGUUCCUUGGGUGCAGCUUAUUGACUCUUUGCGAGUUCCUCGACUUCGUAUGGGCUGCUGUAUUGUCCCGGAUGAGAAGACGUUCUGUAGAAAUAUCAUCUACCGAGUAUUAGCACCAUGUCAUAAACGACGUCGACAUAUAAAUUCUACAUUCUACAUAGAGGAUUGAAUUAUCGUCCAGCGAAAGUAGGAAUAGCAAAAAAUUGUAUUUGAUUGUUUAAGAUAGAUUUCUAAACGUGCUGCGCCAGCUGACAGUGAGAGACGAAAGUGGGAAGCGAUUGUAGUCACUGAAAAAGUAGUCAAGGAUGAUAAAGAACACGUCACGUUUUAUGUCA
Molecule: messenger RNA, 1863 nt
Organism: Stylophora pistillata
Lineage: Eukaryota; Metazoa; Cnidaria; Anthozoa; Scleractinia; Pocilloporidae
Product: acid-sensing ion channel 1A
Biological process (GO): sodium ion transmembrane transport
Cellular component (GO): plasma membrane
Molecular function (GO): ligand-gated sodium channel activity
Source: RefSeq, a predicted model, not a curated record